GCGGUGGAGACACCGAUCCAGGCGACGACUUCUCGAUCCAUCUGUUCCUAGAGAUAUUUCGUGUUUCCUCUAAAACAAAUCGAUUCAUUGCACAAGCCAUAAUUGCUUUUGGAAAUCCAAGUAAUUUCCUAGCGCAAGUUCAACCGAUCUACGAAUUAUGCCUGAGCUGGCUCUCUCUCACGAGGAGGACAAGGAAGAGGAAGAGGAGGAAGACAGUGAUCUGGAGGACACCCCCCUAGACCCCUCUGAUGUGCUACGAUUUGUUCAAAGUGUCUGCAACGUUGAACCUGCCAAGAGGUUAAACUUGAUGAGAGAUGCCUUAGGUGUUCCACCCAAACCCCGUGACUGGCCCAACAUCACUCUACUCCCCGAGUCGUCCAGACAUCGGAGACAUGUGGGUGACCUUUACUGGCACCAGACCUACCAGAUGAACCAACUCUCCGAGACUUGUUUGCCGCCUAUGAGGUAUACUCAAUGUUGUGACCAAUCCUCAGUUGGGCAGCAACGGUGCUUUCACAAGCCGCGCCCUAUGCUCCAAAUCUUCUCUACCAGGGUGCAGCUGGCAGAUUACCCUGGUCCAAUCGAGGUGUACGGUUGCAUCGCGGUCCGAGACUCCGAGGAUUAUCGCCGCAUUUAUCUUUUCAACCGAUCCCGAGAUGACCCGCUCACUAUCAAUUCGGCUAGCGAUUAUCUGCGAUUGUUGAGCCCCAAAAGAGGCAUGUCCAUGCAAUUUGAUUGCCUAGUUGAAGUUGAUAUCAGAAUAAAGGCAUUGCCGGGUGAUACAAAUGACAAAAUUUUAGUUGAUGGGUGUUUUGACCUAAUCGAGGGACGGGCUACUUUCGACGUGCUCUCUAGAAGCGUGGUGGAAGGUGAACAUGGUGCUAUUGUUUUUAAUCUGAUCAUGUUUCGGAGAAGCGUCGAGGCAACCAUUCAUAUGAACUUCUUGGAAGUGCCCGGAGAUGGGUUUGAUAUAAAGAUGUGUGGGUUCACUGCCAUUUGGAAGAGUCUGUAUGCUUUCAUAGACUGCGAACAAUGCGAGUGUGAUAGCUUCGUCUCCUCCAUCGGAAAAUUCACACAGUAUUUUGUAGCGGCUGUGCAGAUGGAUGAUACACUGUUUAUCGAUUUUAUGGAGGGGAAUAUGCCAAUCUCAUUUGAAGCAGCUAUUCAUGGCACCGAGGAAAAAUUAUAUUAUUUUCGUAAUGGUGCUGUGGUGUCUGUAAAGGUGUCUUGGUCGACAGCCCACUAUUAAGGAAUACUAUUAUUUGAGUUCAAUUAAGUACUCUUUGCAGCCAGGAAACUAUAGGAACUUGGACAACAAGAAUUGUGCUUGUUGAUGUACUCCCUCUGGUCCAUAAAAAAUGCCGGGCUUCAAAUUUAAACUAAAACCCCGGCACUUUUUAUGGAUCGGAGGGAGUACUACUUUACAACAUGUUGAAUCAAGUUUCCGUUUUAGAACACUUGUUGCCAAGUAAUUUAUCAGUGUUUAACCUUUUAUUU
Molecule: messenger RNA, 1497 nt
Organism: Lolium rigidum
Lineage: Eukaryota; Viridiplantae; Streptophyta; Magnoliopsida; Poales; Poaceae
Exons: 4
Coding region: 158-1249 (363 amino acids)
Source: RefSeq, a predicted model, not a curated record